GGUUUCCUUAAUGUCAUUUGGUAAAACAGAGUAACAGUCUGCGUGGACAUGGCCAUUGGUGGAAACCAAAAAAAACCCUUAAGAUAGCAAAAACUUGCCGUGGUUUCACAAGGACUGCUCUGCUAUGCUCUGCGUUCUUUGCUCGAUUGGCCAACCAACCAAAAAUAUGCAUCAACUUUCACAAAUUUCGAUCCGUAAAUUGUUAUUCAGACACCCUUUGAAUCGACUCCCAAAACCCACUUCCAUUUCUACCCUCAACUCGCUCACAACCACUUCAACUCGGCGAUUUGCAAACUCGGCUCCAUUGCCCAAACCCGGGAUUUCCGAUAUUCUAACCUGUAUUAACCAACGUUUUCUUCACCCAAAUAUCUCAAUUUCACCGACCCAGUUCGUAUCUCUCCCUAAUACGAGAGAAUACAGUAGCGAACCGGGUGGUGAUUCAGUUGCUGAGUUUGACGAGAACAAAGAGGUGGAUAUGAUCAACCUCAAGUUUGCAGAGGCAAGGGAGGAGAUAGAGAUGGCUAUGGAGUCGAAAGAGACUGUCUACUUUGAUGAAGAAGCUGAGUGUGCCCGUGCUGCUGUUAAGGAAGUGCUGGAUAUGUUUGAGGGGCUAUUGGCUAAGUUGCCAGAGAGCAAUAAAGCGGCAUUGCAGAGGUCGAUGGGGCUCAAGAUUGAGCAGUUGAAGGCAGAGCUUCAACAGCUCAACGAUUAAUGAGGUGGACUCUUAACCUCCAUUAACAAUGCCACAACUUCCUUCAUGGUAGGCCGUUCGGUGGGUGAAGAGUUUACACAAAACAUAGCUAUUCCAAGCGUCUGAAGCAUCUCUUGCACCAUUUGAUCAGGCAAACCUUGGAG
Molecule: messenger RNA, 855 nt
Organism: Ziziphus jujuba (common jujube)
Lineage: Eukaryota; Viridiplantae; Streptophyta; Magnoliopsida; Rosales; Rhamnaceae
Product: embryogenesis-like protein
Exons: 2
Coding region: 125-712 (195 amino acids)
Source: RefSeq, a predicted model, not a curated record